Chrysemys picta bellii (western painted turtle) is the source of this 3267-nucleotide messenger RNA. RefSeq names its product protein phosphatase with EF-hand domain 2 (gene PPEF2). Gene Ontology annotation, molecular function: phosphoprotein phosphatase activity; iron ion binding; manganese ion binding. The record is from RefSeq and is a predicted model, not a curated record. Gene Ontology annotation, biological process: negative regulation of MAPK cascade; detection of stimulus involved in sensory perception. NCBI's taxonomy places the organism in Eukaryota, Metazoa, Chordata, Testudines, Emydidae.
GGGGCAGCAAAAAAGUUAGAGCCGGCCCUGUUCACGGUUGACUUUCUUUUGCGUGUUAGUCCCCGUUCACUUGUAUAUGAUGGAAGCCAGAAAUACUUAAUCUUGAAGCCAUGGGGAGCAAAUGAAAUGAGACAGGAUUGGGCGUAAUUUGGUGUCACAGCUCCUCUGGGGGGGUUUAUGAACACCAAGAGGGAAGCCACGUGAGCUCUUAUUGCUUAACUUGGCUCAGUGUUUUCUCACCUGACUGCCUUUAAGCAGAUAUUUGCAUCUUUUUCUUCAGCAUGUGAGAUAGUUUAGAUCAGAGAAACGGUAGCUGAAGGGACAAUGGAAAUCUGGAUAGACCCUCAGAGAGGGAUGCUGUGAUUUCUUGUUUUCCGUACCCCCACCUGCAAACUCCCUUGAAAUAAGGGAGUGGAGUGAAGCAAAGGUAGUAAGGAAAGGCCUGUCUUUUGCAUGCACUCCAGAAGCAGUUAUAAGCUUCACAACUUCUUCAGUUACCUUAUGGACCACUUCACACCAAGCAGCAGCAAAGAGAGGGACUUCAUUAGCCGCAUGUUGACGGAGGAGGAAAGCUACAAAGACACAGAGCUGGAAAAACUCUGCGACUAUGAAUCUGUAGAGGUGCCAGAUUCCUACACUGGACCCCAUCUCUCCUUCCCACUGCUGCCUGAUCAUGCAACUGCCUUACUAGAAGCUUUCAAACAGAAACAUCAGCUCCACGCUCAUUAUGUCUUAAAACUCCUGCACGAGACCAGGAGACAUCUCAUGCAGCUGCCAAACAUCAAUCAUGUCUCCACCUGCUACAGCGAGGAGAUCACCGUCUGCGGAGACUUGCAUGGCCGGCUGGAUGACUUGUUUCUGAUAUUUUACAAGAACGGCCUUCCCUCCCCGGAGAAGUCCUAUGUGUUCAACGGGGAUUUUGUGGACCGAGGCAAACAGUCCGUUGAGAUCUUGAUCAUUCUCUUUGCCUUUCUCUUGGUGUACCCGAAGGAGGUUCAUCUGAACCGCGGAAACCACGAGGACCACAUGGUCAACUUACGCUAUGGUUUCACCAAGGAGGUCAUGCAAAAAUACAAGGUGCAUGGGAAGAAAAUUCUGAAGAUGCUCCAGAAUGUCUUUUGCUGGCUGCCACUGGCCACCUUAAUCGAUCAGAAAGUCUUGAUUCUACACGGCGGGGUGUCUGACAUGACUGACCUGGAGCUGCUGGCCAAAAUCCAAAGGCACAAGUUUGUUUCCGUGUUAAGGGGCAAAAAGAGAAAAGAGAAGAGUAGACGCGUGGACUCCAAAGCGAUAAACGGUGAGAGCCCUGUGGGUGUCGAUCCUCCAAGGAGCAGUUCGUUCCCUGGCUCAUGCCUCCAGCCUGGGCUAGCAAGCACUGCUAGCACGGCCAGCAGGACGGAGCUCUCCCAAUGGGUCCGGCAGACGGUCCAAGAGGAGCUGGAGAAGUGCCGCAGGCAGGUGGGGUUCUGUGAGACUCCGGGAGACAAGGAGCUCACCUGCGCCAGCUCUGUUACCGUGACCGAGUCAGAGCUGGAGUCCUGUGAAACAAGCGAGUCGAGCCAAGAAGAGUGGAAGCAGAUUGUAGAUAUAUUGUGGAGUGACCCCAUGCCUCAGGAGGGCUGUAAAAUGAAUACGGUGCGAGGAGGCGGCUGCUACUUUGGGCCGGAUGUGACGGAGAAGAUUCUCCAGAAGCACAGUCUGCAGUUCCUCAUCCGCUCUCAUGAGUGCAAGCAGGAAGGCUACGAGUUCUGCCACAAUCGAAAGGUACUGACCAUAUUUUCUGCUUCAAACUAUUAUGAGAUUGGCAGUAACAGAGGAGCCUAUGUGAAACUGGGGCCGGAUCUGAUCCCUCAUUUUGUGCAGUAUCAAGCUAACAAGACAGCCCAUACGUUAACUAUGAGACAAAGGAUCAGCAGAGUGGAGGAGUCAGCCUUCCGCGCGCUCAGGGAGAAGCUCUUUGCUCACACAUCGGACCUCAUCUGUGCAUUUAAGGGCUACGACCAGGAUGAAACCGGUACCAUCACACUGAGUGACUGGGCAACUGCGGUGGAGUCAGUCUUGCAUUUAGGACUGCCGUGGCGGAUGCUGAGGCCACAGCUGGUGCGCAGCACGGCCGGGGGCCUGCUGGAGUACAAAUCCUGGCUGGAUGACUUAGCUGUGGAGCAACGGAGCAAAGAGCACAUACAGUCAAGCUUGCUAGAAACCAUUUAUCGAAACAGAUCCAACCUGGAGACCAUCUUCAGGAUCAUAGAUAGCGAUCAUUCAGGGCUCAUUUCAUUUGAGGAAUUCAACCAGACCUGGAAGCUGUUCAGCUCCCACAUGAACAUUGAACUCACAGAUGACGGCAUUAGUGACCUGGCCCGCAGCAUAGAUUUCAACAAGGACGGAAACAUAGACUUCAACGAGUUCCUCGAGGCCUUCCGCCUCAUUGAACACACUCACUGUGACGAUAAAGCAGCAGAGAUGGCUGUUAGUGGCUGCCCCAAUAGCUAAGGAGUCUGAAAUGCCACAUGCAAUGCCUUUAGACUGUCUCCCAAGCUGCACAAUCCUUCACAAACGAAGGACAUGCCGGCAGCUCUGACAACCUGUGGGGAAGUAGAACUGAGUUACAUCUUAGACAUCUCAGCGUUGGCAGCAGUUACUGCCCCUGUUCCAUUUUUUGGUAUGAUAAUUGGCCAAAUAGGUAAGUUGUACUUUCAAAGGAAAUGGAGGGGAUUUGUUGAUCAAUAGUGGGGUUUUCUAACACUCUGCAAGGGUAUAGUGUAGGCUGUUACAGAAAUGUCAGUUAAUGGGGGUAAACUAUCAUUAAAAAGUUUGUGAAGUGGAAUUAUUAGGAAUAUCUACAGUAGCUGAAGUUGUUAAAGUAUCUAAUGAAGUACAAACCUAAGAACAGGGUGCAGGAGCUUUGUUUUUUAAAGCCCAGAAGCAACCAUUAAUGAUGAGCUAGAGUCUGACUUGUAUAAGUCAGGCCAUCGUGUGAAGUUUUAACUUCUCCAUGAUGCCCCCCCCCCUCUUUUUUUAAAUACAGUCUUGCUUUAAAGACGUCAAGUGAUGGAGAAUCUGCCACAGCCCUAGGAUAAGACACUCCAGUUGUUAAUCACCUUUCUAGUCUGACUUGGUUUAGCUUUAGCUAGUAGAUCUCUUUCUGCUAGAAAGAGUUAAAGUAUCUAUCUUGUAAGUUUAAGAGCUGCUAUACAGGGUCAGGUAAUUGACCCAUCACCACUACCUAGUGCUGCAGCGGAAAGUGAACACUUUCACAUAACAGUA